Messenger RNA from Penicillium angulare, 1581 nucleotides. RefSeq lists its product as uncharacterized. The transcript is spliced from 2 exons. The record is from RefSeq and is a predicted model, not a curated record. Bases 1 to 1581 code for a protein of 526 amino acids. Lineage: Eukaryota; Fungi; Ascomycota; Eurotiomycetes; Eurotiales; Aspergillaceae.
AUGAGACAUCCAUCUGAAAAGAUUGGUAAUAGCCCUAUAUCCCCGCCGCCAAUAACCACAACCAUAGCACCUCCGAAAGACUGGUCCGAAAGAGCGACUCCACGAGCACAAACAAGAUACGAAUUUGAUGAAUCAGGGCGACGCACACGGUCCAGCAGCAGCUUAGAAGUUUAUCAGAUAUACCCGAAGGUACAUGGAUCUCAAGAAACCCGCAAACGACAUGCGUCUGUUACUAGUGAUGGGCAAGAAACUAACAUCAUAUUAGGAAAUCUUUCCAGCAAAGAUGCCGAGAUCAAUGCUCUGCGUGCAGCGCUAGCAGAAUGCUGGAAUCUAUGUAAUACGCUGGCUAGUUUAAGCUAUAUAAAUCGAGAGCGGCUUUUCAGAACCCAAGAGGAUGGAAUGCAAGAAGAUGCAUGGAGAUCAUGCUGGCGACUAUGCCAGAAGUUAUAUGAAACGCGAGACGAUGAUUUCGCGCUACAGAUCCACCCCACGCUUGACCUUUGUCGCGACUUUUGCCAGUCCCUCUUCGAGGUCCGUGUUUGCGACAGCGAACUAACGGACUCGGUUUUACGAGUGAGCUUUGAACUAAACAACCAUCUAUACAAUACCCAUGAUCGCAACUUACCAGAUGCGUUCCGUGAACGAACACUGGACUUCUACAUCACACUCUGUCACCGUCUCAUGAAACAACGCACACGACUAGCCGAAACCGACUCAUUACUCAGUGCAUGCUGGACACUAGCCGAGAUGCUUUUUAGCAUUCGGCAAAGUAAACGGGAAGGAAAGAGAUUGGAUGAGGAACUCUUGGGAUCGGCAGUGCAAGCUUGUUGGGAACUUUGUGAUAUCUUCCGAGAAGGCUGGACUCUACACAGCAUGCGUAAUUCUGACCGUGGCACACCACGACCGAGUCAAACAACUUUUGCUCAAGCCUUCCAACAGGCUAAUAGCCAACAUGAAGACGACGAUGAUUUUGCAGAUGAUCCCGGUCUACUUGGUAAUCCAGAGACACCGACCACAAUCUUCGAAGACACAGCAAUGGUAUCACCAGAUGAAGCUCCCGUUCCCAACAUCCUUGUCCUUGGACAUGGAAAUGGUGGCGGACACGGUCACAGCCACGGACACAGUUCCCAAAGAUGGCCAUCAAGUGCAUCAAGCAUCUCAGAAAAGUCCCGAACAUCAGAACGCACAGCAUCAUCAGCCAACACCGUAACAACCGUCUCUGAAGACCCCAACUUCACUCGACUAAAGGUACUGAUUACCAAAGCCGCCAUAAACAGCGGCUAUCAACGAAAUAGUUCUCAAAACCUAUCAUCAUUCGUGAAAUCUCUACCAUCAGACGCAUUCGGUUCCGCGCCAUGGCAAACAUCUCUACUAAAGUACUAUCGGAAACUGGUUGCAUUUGAUCCUGCUUUUCGCACCGUCGGACCUCAAACACGGGUUAGCGCGAUGGAUGUCGCGCGAGCUUGUCAAGCAAUGCUUCAGAGUGGACAGUAUUCCUGGCUGAGAGAUCUUUAUCGUCUCGUAUUUGGUUUUCAUAUGGAGGAAGCGAUGGGUCAGAAGGGGAUUAUUAUUCAAGCAUGA